Molecule: messenger RNA, 1158 nt
Organism: Penicillium taxi
Lineage: Eukaryota; Fungi; Ascomycota; Eurotiomycetes; Eurotiales; Aspergillaceae
Exons: 2
Coding region: 1-1158 (385 amino acids)
Source: RefSeq, a predicted model, not a curated record
AUGGCAUCCGAUCGCGGUAAAGUACCAAAAAGACUUGCUAUGCGUGCUGCACCAAGUAACCCUGCCUCACGUCAAGCAGCUCAACCAGCCGGAGAUUUCUUGUGGGUGAACCACGAAGAAAACUCUCAAGAUGCCUCAUCUCGGGCCAAACAAGCCUUCAUACGCAAGAGAUAUCAUCGACUAAAGAAAGAAACAGAGCAGGAGAAGUUCAAGACUUCUGUAACCCCUCCUUUCACCAAAGUCUCCAAAAGCUCUAAGUCCUCAAUUGCCGCAGUUUCCGACCGUUGCGAAAAGAGCCAACGACCAGGGUCGAUCAAAUCUGAACUUCUAGUAUAUCAACCGGCGGAAACAGGCAUUGUAAAGGCCUUUCCUUCUCUAUCAUUGUCCACGGAUAAAUCUAUGGACUACUAUCUCCGUCAUUGUCAAAUCUCUCUAACUAUUGGCAGUUGCGAUCUUGUAAUUGGACUUCUGAAGCAAGGACCUCCCACAUUUGAAAUUUGCGAGAAAUGGGAGCAUAGAGUCCUAACAAAGUCCAUAAUUGCCGAGGCGAGUCGUCUCUGCAAUAAAUCCUGUCCGAUCGGGAACCGAUUUUUCGACUCGGCAUGGUCUGCAGACAUACGUCCAGAACUUCAAAGCAUUAUCAAGUCAUUCCAACAACUGAUUCUUCUAUUCGAGGCCAUCUGCGAGGCGGAUCGCCGUCUUAUGGCAGUAGAGAAUGAUUAUUUACUGCUCUUGGUCCAUCGAUUAUCUUCUAUGCCUUACGAAUACUCGUUGAAACCUUUGGACGAAGUCAUCCGAGUGUCUAUUUUGCUAUAUUCUUCCGUCCGGAUAUGGGGGUUCCGAGGGAAGCCAUGCAUGGAAUAUGCUAUUGAAGGCGUUCGGUACAGUUUGGAAGUGGGUAUUUCACUUCUUGAGGAGACUGCCCCCGAGCUCUUAUUUUGGAUGUAUUUCUUGGGUGCUCUCGGAACUACAGGGUUAAGAUGUCACCAAUGGUUGGUAUCAGGUCUGCAGAGCUUUGCGAGGCGACUUUGUGUGGAAGAUUGGGCUAGUGCAUUGCCAAUUCUACAGGGAUAUUUCUUUGUGUCUCGACACAGAGAAAUUGGAAAAGAGUUCUGGGAAUCGUUGUUUGGAACUGCAGUGGAAUAUAUUGAAGAAUAA